This is a messenger RNA of Suillus subalutaceus, 1205 nucleotides long. RefSeq lists its product as uncharacterized. Lineage: Eukaryota; Fungi; Basidiomycota; Agaricomycetes; Boletales; Suillaceae. The transcript is spliced from 3 exons. The record is from RefSeq and is a predicted model, not a curated record. The coding region runs from base 351 to 1205 and encodes 284 amino acids. Gene Ontology annotation, molecular function: protein binding.
CUCAAUCUUUCAGUACAAGAAUGGGAAUUUUACCUCAUCUCGAGUCUCUGUCUCUUGAUCUCCAGGAGGGCCGGACUCUGCGAGAGUCCCGCAGGCUGUGCACAAACAGAAAUGUUCUCACGCCAUCUUCAAUCAAAGCCGAGACCGACAAGUGGCCGCGCCCGUACCCUUAGGCUCGUGCACGUUAUACGUCGCAAUAUAUAGCACCCUGUCACUUCACCUGGUGUAUAGAUUUUCAAAAACCAAUCGGUCCGACAUCGAGUUCACAAGCCGAAGCACACCCUAUCAAAGCCGUCAUUAGGAGAACAAAAUAUCUUCGCCAGCAACUCACCCAAAAGAAGGUCGCAAUCAUGAACCUGCACGAGGAGCUUGUAUCCGAUCUGUGCCGCUUGCCAACUGAAGUCCUAUGUCAUAUUUUUAUUCACUGUCUUCCCCAAACUGGCUACAUGUUACCCAACUCAAAAUCACCUCCUAUGUUGCUCACCAGAAUAUGCCGACGCUGGAGGGAGAUUACUACGGACAUGCCCUCCUUGUGGUGCAGACUGUCCAUGGAUAUCAACCACGCUACUAGCAGAAACUGGCGGCAGGCUGUCUUCUGCUAUGACUCAUGGUUCAAGCGAACACGAGGACGUCCGCUUUCCUUGGAAAUCAUGUGCAUCAAAAAUGACACCACCGACCUACGAACCCUUUUUCAACCUUACGUCUCCCAGAUUUCCUCUCUCAAAAUCACGUUUGACAAGGCUGUCGCACCUGAAAUCUUGCUAAACGGCCUCCCGGCACUUCAGGAGCUUCGAGUUGACAUAAGUCGCGAUGUUGUCGUGAAAGAUCGUGAUACACUAUCAUGUAUAUUACCACCCAUCUCGCGACUCUUCACUCUCCGUGGUCUCAAGUUGGAAACGCUGUCCCCCUACGACAUCGAGCGUUUCUCUCGCCUCAACCCAGUAUGGCCCUUGACAAAUGUCAAUCUCGAUAUAUGCAACCCGCCCACCAUCAUUGACUUGCUCCGACUAUUUCCCAACCUUUCCUCAUUAAAAAUCUUUAUGUUCUCUGGCGGUGGAUCGUCCUUUGAGCCGUCUACCUCACUCCACCAUUCAAUUUUUUUUCAUUGCAAUCGUUGUCACGAAUAUCGUAUAUUCAGUACGAGACAAAUUAGUUCACUUGUUCGAUGCACUCACGCUCCCCAAUUUGCGCGUGCUUCACGUUGA